UACUACAACUAAUAAAAUAAGCAAGAGAGUAAUAAAAAACAAGCACAUAUCCUGGCGAUCCUUUGUGAGUGCGCGAGCGUGCUUGUGGCAAGCAAAUAAAUGUUUCUACAACGCUUUUUUAGCCAUUGUAUCUCAAAGCGCAAUACUGUGAAAGAUUGUAAAAUGGAUUUGCGUUUCGUAUUCAUCGUUUUCCUGCUGAAGUGGACGUAUGCACAAGGCUCGCAUCCGCCACGAAUUGUGGAGCACCCUAUAGAUACGACAGUGCCACGCCACGAACCUGCAACGCUUAAUUGUAAAGCUGAGGGCUCGCCCACACCAACCAUACAAUGGUACAAGGAUGGAGUCCCACUUAAGAUACUGCCUGGAUCCCACCGCAUUACACUGCCCGCCGGCGGCUUGUUCUUUCUCAAGGUCGUCAAUUCGCGUCGCGAAACAGAUGCUGGUGUCUACUGGUGCGAGGCUAAGAAUGAACUGGGAGUGGCACGCAGUCGUAAUUCUACACUCCAAGUAGCGGUGCUGCGCGAUGAGUUUCGCCUGGAGCCACAGAACACACGCAUCGCACAGGGGGAAACGGCGCUGCUGGAGUGCUCGGCGCCGCGCGGCAUUCCGGAACCGACGGUGACAUGGAAGAAGGGUGGCCAGAAAUUGGAUUUGGAGGGCUCGAAGCGUGUACGCAUCGUUGACGGCGGCAAUUUGGCCAUACAGGAUGCACGUCAGAGUGACGAGGGUCAAUACCAGUGCAUUGCCAAGAAUCCAGUUGGCGUACGCGAAUCUUCUCUGGCUACGCUUAAAGUACACGUUAAGCCCUACAUCAUACGUGGCCCCCACGACCAAACAGUGCUGGAAGGCGCUUCGGUAACGUUUCCGUGUCGCGUGGGCGGCGAUCCCAUGCCGGAUGUGCUCUGGCUGCGCACAGCCUCUGGUGGAAACAUGCCCUUGGAUCGCGUUAGUGUGCUGGAGGAUCGCAGCCUGCGGCUGGAACGUGUAACCAUUGCCGAUGAGGGCGAGUAUAGCUGCGAGGCGGACAAUGUGGUGGGCGCUAUUACAGCUAUGGGCAUGUUGACGGUCUACGCGCCUCCAAAAUUCAUACAACGUCCCGCCAGUAAGUCCGUUGAGCUGGGUGCUGACACGUCGUUCGAGUGUCGCGCGAGCGGCAAUCCAAAGCCCACUAUAUUUUGGACAAUCAAGAACAACAGCACUUUGAUCUUUCCUGGCGCGCCGCCUCUGGAUCGCUUCCACAGCUUAAACACUGAGGAGGGCCACUCUAUUUUGACUUUGACACACUUCCAACGCGCUGACAAGGAUUUGGUCAUAGUGUGCAAUGCCAUGAACGAGGUGGCUAGCAUUACCUCGCGUGUGCAGCUCACCCUCGACUCACAGGAGGAUCGCCCGCCGCCCAUCAUCAUAGCAGGACCUGUUAAUCAAACGCUGCCCAUUAAGUCUCUCGCGACUUUGCAGUGUAAGGCAAUUGGAUUGCCCAAUCCCACUAUAUCCUGGUAUCGUGAUGGCAUACCCGUGCAUACUAGUGCCAAGCUUAAUAUUACCGCUGCUGGAGACUUGAUUAUAUCAGACUUGGAUCGCCAACAGGAUCAGGGCCUGUAUACUUGUGUGGCCAGCUCGCGGGCCGGCAAGUCGACCUGGAGCGGUUUUCUACGCAUCGAGCUGCCGACCAAUCCAAACAUCAAGUUCUAUCGCGCCCCUGAUCAGAGCAAAUGUCCCACUGCUCCGGGUCAGCCAAAAGUACUGAACGCUACUGUGGCGGCCAUGACUAUCGUUUGGCCAAGCAGCGACAAGUUGGGCGCCUCCCCCUUUCUUGGCUAUAGCGUGGAGAUGUUUUGUACUAACAAGAGCAAGACCUGGAUACCCAUCGCCAGUCGGCUUACCGAGCCCAUUGUCACCGUCGACAGCCUGGAGCAGGGGGCUGCUUAUAUGUUUAUUGUGCGUGCUGAGAACGCUUUGGGCUUUUCGCCGCCCUCGCCCAUCUCUGAGCCCAUCACGGCCGGCAAGUUGAUUGGACUGCGGGAUGGAAGCGCUGGCAGCUCAGAAUUGGGCAACUCGCAGCUGAUGCUCAGCGAUGUUGAAACGCUACUGCAGUCCAACGAUGUUGUUGAGCUGUUGGAGGCCAAUGCAAGUGACUCGACCACAGUGAGACUUGCUUGGGACAUUGACAGCGGUCAGUAUAUCGAGGGAUUCUAUUUAUAUGCGCGCGAGCUGCGGUCUUCGGAGUACAAAAUGCUCACACUGCUUAAUAAGGGCCAAGGAAUCAGCUCUUGCACGGUGCCCGGUCUGGCAAAAGCGUCUACGUAUGAGUUUUUUCUUGUGCCAUUUUACAAGAGCAUCGUAGGCAAGCCCUCCAACUCCCGUCACACCCGCACGCUUGAAGAUGUGCCCGAAGCACCACCGUACGGCAUGGAAGCUAUUCAGUUCAAUCGCUCCUCUGUAUUUUUAAAAUGGUUGCCGCCGCAACCAAACCGUACACGUAACGGCGUGCUCACUAGCUACAGCGUUCUCGUCAAGGGCCUGGAUGUGCACAAUACGACGCGUAUAUUCAAAAAUAUGACCAUUGAUGCCGCGACACCAACGCUGCUGCUGGCCAACCUCACCACAGGCGUCACCUACUACAUUGCCGUGGCGGCGGCCACACGCGUGGGCGUUGGUCCCUUCAGCAAGCCUGCCGUGCUGCGCAUCGAUGCUCGUACCCAAUCUCUGGACACUGGGUACACUCGGUAUCCCAUCAGUCGUGAUAUUGCCGAUGACUUUUUAACGCAGACCUGGUUUAUCGUCCUGCUGGGCUCCAUCAUUGCCAUAAUUGUGUUUCUAUUGGGUGCAUUGGUUCUAUUCAAACGCUAUCAAUUUAUAAAGCAGACCUCGCUCGGCAGCUUACACGGUAAUCACGCAAUUGGUACCGUGCGAAAGUUUCCAACAUUGCCCAUGAAUGGAGCCGGUGCUGGCUGCUCCGGUGGAAGCAGCUCUAAUGUGGGUGGCCCUAACGGCCUGUGGAUCGAUCCGAGUGGGGCCAUUUGGCGACAGGCCACGUCAUGUACGACAAAAGAGCCACUUCCGGGCUACGCACAGGCCACGGCCCAGCAACAACAGCAGCAGCAACACCAACAACAACAACAAGGACAAUCAAACACUCAACAGCCGCUGCCUGAUUAUGAAAGACUGUCACCGCUAAAUAUGCCGGAUUAUGCGGAAGUUGCAUGUUCGACAUUCAAAAGUCCACACAAUGCAGCAGCCGUGAACGGAAAUGCACAACAAACAUCCGGACAGAGUGCUGCAGGCACAUCAUCCUUGUACGAUAGCUGUGGAGCCUAUGCUACAACAAAUGUUGUGGCCAAUGUGAAGCUCUAUCAGAAUCGUUAUGCUGCCACCGCGAAGCCGGCCAAUAGUAUCAACAACAACAAUAAUGGCAAUCUGCUGCUGAGCAGCAGCAAUGAUUAUCAGUCUACCGGCAUGUACUCUGCUCCGCCUAGCGCACACUAUGGAUGCCUGGAGCCGCAGCCCAGUCUAAUGACUGCAUCCACUGCCUCGACUGCCAUUUUAAGUGGCUCGCCGGCGAAACACAAAAAGAUCAAUAUCACUGAGAACAAGCUGGAGCACCUGGGUAACCACAAGUCAGAGCGCACGAAUCCCUUCAAUCAGCAGCAGCAGCUGCUGCUAGCGAGCAAUGCGCUCAAACAAGGCCUGGGCGCCUAUGCAAACACCACAUUGGCCGCCCAAAUGGCCAGCGGUGGCGGAGUGGGCACAUUGCGGCGCCAGCGACAGCCCAAGACGCUGCACAAAAGCGAAAACAACAUAUUGGGAAAGUCCAGACAGCACAGCAGCAAUUCUUCUAGUUGCUCAACUAAUAGUAAUGGUAAUUUUGACUUUCUCACCGGCGGACCGGUGUCUGCCACCGAUAGCAACAUCGAUGCGGACUUUUCGGCGCUCUGCAAUUCUACUAAUCAGCUGCUGAACGAUUGGGCUUCGAGCGCCUCAAUUGCGGCGGCAGGCAGCGACUAUCAUUUUGGCAGCAAGCAACCCAGCAAACAGCAUUUAUAUGUGAAAACCAAGGACGGCACAUGGUCGGCCGUCAGCUCGGAUGCUUAUCAAACAUUCAAGCAGCAGCAACAACAACAAACACAACCACAACAAUUUCAUUCUGGCACAGGUGACAACAAGCCCCUAGGUAGUAGCAUCAAUCCUCCCCAUAGUGCAAGCAGCCUGGCUGCCGACAGUAAAUUCCUGAGUAGUUUCGGUGCCAGCGCCAAUGUGUAGAGUAUACUUGCUGGAGUGGGGUGGCAACACCCUGGGUCUCCUCUAAGCCUUGCUGUAUUUGCUCAGUAGGCUAAGCGUAAAACUAAAGUUGUGAACAGCUGCAAGUUGAGCCUGUGUAGGUCUAAGCUAUGCAAUACUCAACUUUAAAGGGUAAGUAACAAAUCUGUUGCAAGUAACGGACUUAGAUAUGAGACAUAUUUCAAUUUAAGUGCAAACAUCCGCACCGUAAUUUAUUGAAAAUUACUAUAGCCGCUAUAAUUUCUAUAGAGUUCUGUUAUUUUGCUCUGAAUUUGUGAUUAUUUUAUCCAUCGCAAGUCAAGUUACCUACCCUAGCUAGCUGCAUAUCCGACCUGUAUUGCAAGAGCAUUAUUGAAAACUAUAAACAAAUUAAGAAACUCGUAUUCAUUCACAACGAAAUAUAUGUAAAAGUCUAUUUGCUUGUAAAUAAUAUCAGUUUAUACAAAAUUUAAAACUUAUAAAGCAAACAAUAAUAAAGAAUAGAGUUGCAAAAGUAAUAUAUAGAAAUAUAUACACAUACGAUUGCAUCCGACUGUAUUAAGGAAAGAAAAUUAAAUAAAAUUAUUGUAGUACACCAAACUUUCGGCAAUGUUUUGCGCCAAACAACCCUAACGACACACUAUUUAAAGUUUAAAAUGAAUCUGGCUCCAGCACUUGAACAAAACGUUUAAUUAGCAGCAAUAAAAAAGAAACAAAUAAAAUGCAAAAUGAAAUCAGUGCAAUGUAUAAUAAUCCCCAAGAGAAGCGAUAUAAAUGCUAAUAAUAAGGCUGUUAAAUGUAAAAUAUUAUAAAUCAUAAAUACGCAAAGCUAUGCAAGAGUCAAGUUAUCAUAAAAAAAAUAGAAAUAGAA
Drosophila busckii is the source of this 5128-nucleotide messenger RNA. RefSeq names its product roundabout homolog 2. NCBI's taxonomy places the organism in Eukaryota, Metazoa, Arthropoda, Insecta, Diptera, Drosophilidae. The transcript has 12 exons. Gene Ontology annotation, biological process: cell-cell adhesion; axon guidance. Gene Ontology annotation, cellular component: plasma membrane; axon. The record is from RefSeq and is a predicted model, not a curated record. Gene Ontology annotation, molecular function: protein binding. The coding region runs from base 100 to 4260 and encodes 1386 amino acids.